AUGUCGAUGAAUAUUAUUCUGAAUGUGUUAAUGAUAUGAAUGUUGAGCCAUUACCAAUUUCAGAUGUCAAUAAAUAUUUCUUGGUCGGUGAAUAUUACUCUGAAAAUGCUAAAGAUAUAAAUGUUGAGUCAUUAGAUUUCAAUGAAUAUUUUUCAUUUGAUGAAUUUUUCGAAAACGAUAACGAUUUAAAUGUUGAGCAGCUAUUGCCAAAUGACUUUUCCUAUAUAAAUAAAGCUACUAAAAGUAUGGGGAAUGAUUUAGAAACAACUCAUAAUAUAGAAAAUCAAGAAGUUACUGAAAGUAUGGAGAAUGAUUUAGAAACAACUUAUAAUAUAGAAAAUCAAGAAGUUACUGAAAAAUCUAAUGUUGUCAAAAUUGAGCCUAUAAGUGAUGCAGAAGAAAGUACUAGAAUAAAUAAGAAGAAGUGUGGAAUUUGUGGUUUGAGAGGCCACAAUGCACGUACCUGUCCUGCAGAAUCUGACACUGAGUUAGAAUCUAAUAAUUAUACUGAAGAAAUUAGCAAGAAUAAGCGAAAAUGUAGA
Molecule: messenger RNA, 542 nt
Organism: Dentiscutata erythropus
Lineage: Eukaryota; Fungi; Glomeromycota; Glomeromycetes; Diversisporales; Gigasporaceae
Source: the annotation of a GenBank genome assembly